This is a messenger RNA of Sarcophilus harrisii (Tasmanian devil), 2766 nucleotides long. RefSeq names its product AKT serine/threonine kinase 2 (gene AKT2). Gene Ontology annotation, molecular function: protein serine/threonine kinase activity; ATP binding. The record is from RefSeq and is a predicted model, not a curated record. Gene Ontology annotation, biological process: protein phosphorylation. Bases 273 to 2237 code for a protein of 654 amino acids. The transcript is spliced from 16 exons. NCBI's taxonomy places the organism in Eukaryota, Metazoa, Chordata, Mammalia, Dasyuromorphia, Dasyuridae.
GCCGGGAGGGAGGGGAGCGCCGCUGCGGUAGGGGGGCGCGCGCUCCGGAGCUGCUGCGCGAGGAGUCGGGGCCUGACGCCAGGACGAUCCCCGGUCGCCGGGCCCCGCGGAGCCGCCGUAGGAGGCCGCCGUCGGACGGCGAUGGGCGGGAGCCGGCGCCCGCCCGGGACCCACAGCGGCAGCCGGUGACAGACCCUGCUCCAUCCUCGGCUCCCAGGCGCACUCUCCUCUGACCCAUCACUGGCGAGCUGGUGGCCAGGCCAGGAGCCACCAUGAAUGAGGUGUCCGUCGUCAAAGAAGGCUGGCUCCACAAGAGAGGUGAAUACAUCAAGACCUGGCGACCUCGGUACUUCCUGUUAAAAAGUGAUGGGUCCUUCAUUGGGUACAAAGAGAGGCCGGAGGUCCCUGACCAGACUCUGCCCCCCUUAAAUAACUUUUCUGUAGGAGUUUGUUGGUUUAGAGCCCUCGCGGGGGCCCGUCUAUGGAGCCGUUCCCUUUCUGGCUCGGCCGGCCCUCGUUGGUCCCAUGCCCGACAUGCGGGUUCCACAGAGACUGUCCAGAGUGUUGGCUUCUCGCGGACAGGGAGUGUCAUUGCUGUGGAGCCGGCGCCUAGUGCAGUGCCUGGCACAGCCAUCGUGGGCAAUGAAGGGGCGGCCACCCUGGGAGGGGGCCUGGAGCCCAGGCUGGCCCUCUUCAUAAAUAGUCAGGACUCGGGCACUUCCCUUGGCUUCUGUGGAAGGGCUGGAGAUGACCUGGGGUCUCAUUUGGCUGGGCACUCCUCGUGGCGGCUCCGAGGCGGCCUGCAUGCAGCGUGUGACCGCUCCAAGCCACCGGCUCGGGCCGUGGGCAGCCCUGGCCUCAGAGGGCCAAUCCUUGGCCUAGAGGGCACACACAGUGAUUUCAGGAGAGGGAGGCUGCUGGCCGCCGGGGAGUCUGGGGAGGGUGGAGGCAAGGCAGAGAGCAGGCGUGGGGGACAGUCACACAAAGCGUGGAGGUGGGAGUGUGAGGGGGACGGGAUCCGCAGGCAGGAGAGGCCAGCCCUGCUCACGGCCCGGGGGCCUCUGUCUGUGCUGCUCAGGGAGGAGUGGAUGAGGGCCAUCCAGAUGGUGGCCAACAGCCUGAAGAACCAGGAGCCUGUGGAAGACUCGAUGGACUACAAAUGUGGCUCCCCUAGCGACCCCUCGGUGGCUGAGGAGAUGGAAGUGGCUGUCAGCAAAACGCGGACGAAGGCGACCAUGAACGACUUUGAUUAUCUCAAGCUUCUGGGCAAAGGCACCUUUGGCAAAGUCAUCCUGGUGCGGGAAAAGGCCACGGGGCGCUACUAUGCCAUGAAGAUCCUGAGGAAGGAGGUCAUCAUCGCCAAGGAUGAAGUUGCCCACACGGUCACCGAGAGUCGAGUCCUACAGAACACCAGGCACCCAUUUCUCACAGCACUAAAGUACGCCUUUCAGACGAACGACCGCCUGUGUUUUGUGAUGGAAUAUGCCAACGGUGGGGAGCUCUUCUUCCACCUGUCGAGAGAGCGUGUCUUCACAGAGGACAGAGCGCGGUUCUAUGGGGCCGAGAUCGUCUCUGCCUUGGAGUACUUGCACUCCAGGGACGUGGUCUACCGCGACAUCAAGCUGGAGAACCUCAUGCUGGACAAAGAUGGGCACAUCAAGAUCACCGACUUUGGCCUCUGCAAGGAGGGCAUCACGGACGGGGCCACCAUGAAGACCUUCUGCGGCACCCCGGAGUACCUGGCCCCUGAGGUGCUGGAGGACAACGACUAUGGGCGGGCCGUAGACUGGUGGGGGCUGGGCGUGGUGAUGUACGAGAUGACCUGUGGCCGGCUGCCCUUCUACAACCAGGACCAUGAGCGCCUCUUUGAGCUGAUCCUCAUGGAGGAGAUCCGCUUCCCUCGCACGCUGAGCCCUGAGGCCAAAUCCCUGCUGGCUGGGCUCCUGAAAAAGGACCCCAAGCAGAGGCUGGGCGGGGGGCCCCGGGACGCCAAGGAGGUCAUGGAGCACCGCUUCUUCUCCGCCAUCAAUUGGCAGGACGUCCUACAGAAGAAGCUUCUGCCCCCGUUUAAGCCCCAGGUUACGUCAGAGAUUGACACACGGUACUUUGAUGAUGAGUUCACGGCACAGUCCAUCACUAUCACCCCCCCAGACCGAUAUGACAGCAUGGGCUCCCUGGAGCCCGACCAGCGCACCCACUUCCCACAGUUCUCCUACUCGGCCAGCAUCCGGGAGUGACCUGCCCUGAGGAGCCCCUGUGGGCGGCUGCGAGGCCACAGGCUCCUCCUGCCCCUCCCCGGCUCCCUUUGCCUCUGGCCCCCCUCCCCCACACAUGCUUUUCUCUCCUCCCCACUCUCACCCCUGAGGGAGCCGGCCCUGCCUUUGUCCUCCUCGCCUGGCGGUCACUUGCUAGCCCCUGGCCGUGGGGAGAGAGCAGCCGCGAGCCCCCCGGGGCGCCUCGGGCUCGGGAAGCCCAGCUCUGCCAGCCUCGUGGCCUGAGGGGGCUCCUAGGUGCCCCGGCUGAUCGCUCUCCUCGGCAGUCAUGAGGGAGACGUGGCCGGCCCUGUCCCUCGGGCUGGGCAGCCAGGGGCUCUUGCCAGCCCUCCGGGGGAAGCUUCAAUCGCCCGGGACUCAUGGGAGCACGGGGCUUUUCCUCUGGACCGAGCAGCGCCGGCCCCUCCUCGGGCCUCGAUCCCCGAACUGGCUCCGCCCUUGGACCUUGCGGGGAGCCCGGAGGAUGCCCGGCUGUGGCCCCCCCCCCAGCAAC